Messenger RNA from Scatophagus argus, 2363 nucleotides. Its product is annotated as complement C1r subcomponent-like. Lineage: Eukaryota; Metazoa; Chordata; Actinopteri; Scatophagidae. Bases 94 to 2199 code for a protein of 701 amino acids. The record is from RefSeq and is a predicted model, not a curated record. Gene Ontology annotation, molecular function: serine-type endopeptidase activity; calcium ion binding. The transcript is spliced from 13 exons. Gene Ontology annotation, biological process: complement activation; proteolysis. Gene Ontology annotation, cellular component: extracellular region.
UAAAAACAUCAGUCUGUGUGACGCUAGUGGUCCACUUGUGCAUGAGACAUUUCACCAAAAACUGAAGCCACACAGAGGUAAAUUAUUGUAGACAUGGGAUGGACCUAUUCCAUUAUAUGGUUUCUGUGUUUGCAAGCGAGUGAGCGCUGGAAACUGGCCCACUCUCAACCCUUAACAGAUGGGGAGGUUCAUUCCCCUCAGUAUCCCCAACCUUACCCUCCCAACCAGAAAAAGGAGUGGGACCUGUGGGUUCCUGAGGGCUACCAGAUUCAGCUUUCACUAACACACCUGGAUAUUAAAGCUUCUUCAGGCUGCAUUGAGGACUCUCUGACGGUUCUCUAUGAUCAAAAGGUCUUGGGGAAGUUUUGUGGUCAGGAAAAUUCAACUGCUCAGCCAAUCCUUUCUCAAGGCAACAAGCUGACUCUCAUAUUCCAAACAAGUGACUCCACUGCAGAGCUUCAACAGCACACUGGCUUCUCUGCUACCUACAAGGCAAUAGAUAUAGAUGAGUGUUCAAAACCAGACCCUGGAGAUGGCUCAGGUCCACUCUGCUCUCAGAUCUGCGUCAACACUCCUGGUUCUUACCACUGCUCCUGCCACUAUGGUUACAAUCUUCAUUUAGACCAGCACACGUGUUUGUUAUCCUGUGAUGGUUGUAUAUUUGACAAGCAUGAAGGACAUCUGUCCAGUCCAGGGUACCCUGGCCCCUCACCUCCGAUUCUGUCCUGCAAGUACAUCAUCUCCGUGGAGCCCAGACACACUGUCACUCUAAACUUUAGUGACAACUUCCACAUUGAGAGUGUGGACACUCAGCAAGGUUCCAGGUGUCUAAAUCACUGGCUGCAGGUGACCAUUCCAGGCAGAGAGCCCAUGAAGCUGUGUGGCAAAAAGAGUCCGGGUCUAAUAGUUACAAAUUCCAAUACUGUCAGACUGGACUACCACACUGAUAAUGAAGGCCUGAGUCACGGCUGGAGCCUGGACUACAGCACAAACAGGAUUAAAUGUCCAUUUCCAGGUAAUGUCACUAAGGGCAGGGUGACUCCUGUCUUAAAUGAAUAUUUCUUCAGAGAUUACAUACAUGUGACCUGUAAGCAAGGAUACAAGCUGAUGAAGGAUGGUCAAGAGGUCAAGACGUUCUCGGCCAUGUGUCAAAGCGACGGACAGUGGAACCUCCCUCUGCUAAAAUGCCAGAUAAUUGAUUGUGGAGAACCUGAACCUCUGCUCAAUGGAAGGUUGACUUUCCUUUCUGGCUCUAGGAAUCAGUACCGUUCUGUUGUUCAGUAUCACUGUAACGAACCAUUUUACUCUCUCCCUCAGGGUGUAACAGUUAGUUUCACCUGUGAAGCAGAUGGAAAAUGGCGGUCUAAACACAAUGUCACUCCAACCUGUAUACCUGUCUGUGGCAAACCCAUAAAACUCAUAUCUGCCUAUCAGGGGACCGUUGUAGACAGCGAUGGUCCAGAAAAUACCAUCCCACCAUAUCAUCCCAUACCCUGGCAUGUUUUCCUGAGUAUAGAUGGGAAGGGAGCAGGAGGCAUGGUGAUUGCAGACCGCUGGAUUAUGACUGCAGCUCAUGUCUUAGUAAAUGAAGAUACAACAUCAAACAGCUCUAUACAGAUUUACAUAGGAGGUACUGUUAUUGAAAACUUACUGAGCUCUCCUGUGUAUGCUGCCUCAGUCCAUAUUCACCCUGAAUACAACAACCACCUUGGCUCAGACUACAACAAUGACAUUGCCUUGAUCAAACUGCAAGACCCAGUCACAUUCAACGCAUCCAUUAUGCCAAUAUGUUUGCCAACAGGGGAUGCCACGUAUGUCACCGACAUGAUAGGACUGGUGUCAGGCUUUACAAUUAGAGAAACUGACAACCAAUGGAUUUUAACAAAUAAGCUGAAGUAUGUGCACCUUCUUGUGGUGGAGCAGGAGACAUGCAGUAAUUCAGUCAAUAAGCUGAAGAAGACAAACAACAACUUACCAAGUCUGACAAAUAACAUGUUUUGCGCUGGAGUGCCUGAAGGUGGGAAAGACUCCUGUCAUGGUGACAGUGGAAGUGCCCUCGCCCUCAAGGAUGGCAGACGGUUCUGGGCUGCUGGGAUUGUCAGCUGGGGGGUUAGCUGCGGACAGCAGGGAACAUAUAGAGUCUAUACCAGGGUUGCUAACUACAUGGACUGGAUCAACAAGACUAUGCAGGAGAAGUGAAUUUACAAUAUUUCAUCACUAGGUUCAAAAAACCUUUGUGUGCUGAACAAAACCAGACACAAACAGAGUCAAAUAAAAACAAAAGAGGAUGAACAGUUUGGCUCAUACAGUCUCUCCUUAAUUUUCUUUCAAUAAAAUGAUGAACAUGUGGAGAGAUUUACAAA